AUGUUGGAGGAACUCAGAGAGAAACAUCGAGGAAAAGUUGUCAUUUUCACUGUAUUUCUGGCCUUGUUUAUUGAUCACAUUCUCUUUUCCAUUGUUGGUAUGUGCGGCUUAACGGAUUAACAUUCAAAAACAACGAUUAACUUCCGCUGUUUUUAUAAAUUUAACGAUUUUUUGCAGAAAAUCAUUCUUUUUUUUCACCUUCUAAACAAUUUCCUCUGUAUAAAUUUACCUCUCUUUUCUUAAAGCUACCGUUUUCAGUCCCAAUUCUCCCCGAUUACCUCAUCAGAAUCAAAGGAAACAACGAUUCGGCAUACCUCGAGGCUUCGUUGCAUCGGGUCAACCUUACAAAUUUCACUGCGGUCACUCAUGAAGGAGAGUAUCAUGAAGCUUUCGCGUCAACCAAUAUCCCAGUCGCGUUAUUGUUGGGAACCAAAGCGGUUGUUCAAAUUCCAGCUGGUAUUUUGGUGUCGCAUAUGACGUACAGGUAAAGCUUGUCUCCUGCUUGGUCUUGAAGGUUAGAUAUGGUGUACAACGUGGUGAAAACAUGUGAUUUUGGCAAAACCUUGUGCAAGAUGAGAUUACUAUUUUCUAAGGCAUACAUAUGCAAGACAUUUGGCUACGAUAUAAAGUGGGCAAAUCGUCUAUAGGAGCCAGAAAAUACGUCGGGGAGCCGUGCAAAGUUUUGUACUUGAUCCUGAGCUGCUGUGGCAUAGAUGGGCCAGAAUUUACUCCAAAGAAUGAAGACUCUUAUGUAAUUGUGUAAAAUGCACCAAAAGAGGUCAUACGCUAUCUCAGAACCCGAUCAAUCGUAUUAUUUCUAUUGGUUAAUCCUUCUACUAGCUUCCGGGAUGCAUACAGGAACGAAAAGAGACGACCAAUAGUACCGUCGACCCGGAAAUUAUAGGAAUUUUUUGAGGGACACGUGAUAUUGUGAUCAUCGGAUAUGGUACACAAAAAAAAAUUCGUUUUAUAACUUGCGUUUUUUUUUAUCUAAUCACAACCCCCGCUUCAGAAUUGGCUAUGCAAUUCCGGUCUUUUGCGGCUUCAUGAUCACAUUUGCCUCCUCUCUGAUGUUCGCAUUCAGCACGUCCUAUUGGAUGCUGUUGAUCGCCCGAGGAAUGAAUGGAGUUGGUGCGGGUUUCAGCGCCGUUGCUGGGAUGGGAUUUCUCGCCGACACUUUUCCCGACAACCACGAGCGAGGUCGCGCAAUUUCCCUGGCUUUUGGCGGGAUUGCUAUUGGAAUCUUGGCGGGGCCUGUGGUCGGUGGGGUCCUAUACCAUUACGGUGGGAUGGUCUUGCCGUUUGUCAGUUUGGCCACGCUUUCAUUGAUAGUCGGAUUAAUCCAGUUCAUUGUGCUCCGACCCAAAGUCUCCAAGGCUCGACCGGAGCCCACAAAUUACUCCGAAUUCCUUACCGAUCCCUAUAUCAUUAUUGUCGCUGUCGGCUUGUGGUUUGGUAACUUUGCAUUUUCAAUGUUGGAGCCGGCUUUGCCUCUGUACAUGGUGGAGAAUUGGGGCUCCAAUUCGGCGUUGCAAGGGAUUGCGUUUCUCCCCAGCUCUUUGGCCUACUUGAUUGGGGCAAAUGUCUUUGGAUUCCUAUCAAAACACUUCCGGAGAUGGCUCUGCAGCUUCGCUGGGUUCUUAAUGAUCGCCACCAUGGCUUUGGUAGUAAGUUUUGGCUUUCUUAAAAGCCAUGCCAGCUCCAUAAAGUAUCAAUAGAACGUGUCUUUAGAUCCCGUUUGCCCAAAAUAUUUACCAUCUGAUAAUUCCCAAUGCAAUUCUUGGAUUUGGUCUUGGUUUGGUUGACACGAAUCUCAUUCCAAUGCUCGGCCAUAUCGCUGAUUUACGACAUACCGCGGUCUAUGGGUCGGUGUAUGCAAUCGGCGAUGCGGCGGCGUGUUUAGCGUUUGCUGUGGGACCGUUCGUCGCUGGACCGGUGGUUCGGUACUAUGGAUUUUUAACGUGAGUUAAGGUUACAUUUUAAAGAAGGAAUAAUUUUUUAUAACGAAUGGCGAAAGUGAUACUAGCAACUGUACUAUUUAUAGUAGCGUUUGACACAAUUUUAGAUGGCAAUUUUUGAAAAAUUUAAUUUAAUGGUCCCUUGCAAAAACAACUGAAUAUGUCCAAUAUUCUGAGACAGUAAAGGUGAAUAUCUCAGUAAUCAAUAUUUAUGCUACAAGGACUGCUUUCAGAAAAUUUUAAAACAAUUUCACCUGGUCAUUCCGAGAGUUACCCUUUGUUUCAUUGAAUAUUUAAAUAGUACAGUAAUCACCGUUUCCCCCUUUUUCAGACUGAUGAUUGUAAUCUCUGUUUCGAAUCUCAUCAUCGCGCCUUUUAUGUUCGUUCUCCGACGACUUCCAGAGACUGUGGAAAAGAAGGCAGAGAUCUCUGCCGCUUCAGAGAACCCGUCAUUUUCUUCAUCAUCUGAUAACACAAAAGAAAAAUCAGAAGCAACCCUUGCCGAAGCCGUCUGUUAA
This is a messenger RNA of Bursaphelenchus xylophilus (pine wood nematode), 2476 nucleotides long. Lineage: Eukaryota; Metazoa; Nematoda; Chromadorea; Rhabditida; Aphelenchoididae. The record is from the annotation of a GenBank genome assembly.